AUUCCUGCAGAUGGCAAAGUUUCACCAUUUAACUUCAUGCUCACUGGAGCAAGGAAGACAUUUUCACAUUGGACUUUGAUAGUGUUGUGCCCAUUUUUCAAGGAUAAAUUGAAGCCCAGGCUCACGGGCCUGGCACAAAACAGUGAGAUUGCAGAUAAACCGUGCAGGGGAGUCUGGCAAAAGUACCAUUGUUAAACAGAUGAAGAUUAUACAUGAGGCUGGUUAUUCAGAAGAAGAAUGCAAACAAUAUAAAGCUGUUGUGUACAGCAACACCAUUCAGUCUAUUAUUGCGAUUAUUCGAGCAAUGGGAAGAUUGAAGAUAGACUUUGGUGAUCCUGCAAGAGCAGAUGAUGCUCGCCAGUUGUUUGUAUUGGCUGGUGCAGCAGAAGAAGGGUUUAUGACUGUGGAGCUUGCCGGAGUAAUCAAGAGACUGUGGAAGGAUAGUGGCGUUCAGGCCUGUUUUAAUCGGUCCAGAGAGUAUCAACUUAAUGAUUCUUCUGCAUAUUAUUUGAAUGACUUGGACAGAGUAGCACAAGCAAGUUACAUUCCAACUCAACAAGAUGUUCUAAGGACCAGAGUUAAAACAACAGGUAUCGUGGAGACCCAUUUCACUUUUAAGGACCUGCAUUUUAAAAUGUUUGAUGUCGGUGGUCAGAGGUCUGAGCGCAAAAAAUGGAUCCAUUGCUUUGAAGGAGUGACUGCCAUUAUAUUUUGCGUGGCACUUAGUGAUUACGAUCUUGUCCUUGCAGAGGAUGAGGAAAUGAACAGGAUGCAUGAGAGCAUGAAGCUGUUUGACAGCAUCUGUAACAACAAGUGGUUUACAGACACAUCUAUCAUUCUAUUCUUGAAUAAGAAGGAUCUCUUUGAAGAAAAGAUUAAAAGAAGCCCCCUUACAAUCUGCUACCCUGAAUAUGCAGGAUCAAAUACAUAUGAAGAAGCUGCAGCAUAUAUACAAUGUCAAUUUGAAGAUCUAAACAAACGAAAAGACACUAAGGAAAUCUACACUCAUUUCACAUGUGCCACAGACACCAAAAAUGUGCAGUUUGUGUUUGAUGCAGUUACUGAUGUCAUUAUAAAGAAUAACUUGAAAGAUUGUGGUCUUUUUUAAAGGGAUUGAGUGAAGACAUCUAUUCAGUAGACUUGAAUUUUUCUGCUUCUGCAUAUAAAUAAAGGAAGAUAUACUGAAUGGACCAGUACUGUACAAUUUGCCACUUGUAACAGCUGUAUUUAUGUUUGUCUUGUAAAUUUUUUACGUAAUUAGGGUAGUCUACAUUGAACAUUUUUGUGUUUAAUUUGUAUGCGUGUAACUGUAGCUAUGUUUAUUGUAAAACAUUUUGAAAUUUUUUUAUGGCCUUCACUAUUCCUUUUGGAAGGGGAAAGAUGGGUCUCCAGCUUACCUAAGGAAUGGCUGAUUACACAACACAUCUGUUUCCACCUUUGUUAAUUCUGCAUGCCUUUCUAAUUGUAUGAGAUACUUUGCUUAGCAGAAUGUAGAAUGAAUACUUUAAGCUAACUGGUUUAUUGGGAUCACCUCAUUUGUUCUCUUACAAUGAAUGGGACCACACUGCUAUACACUGCUCCAUUUCGAAAGGGAUUUUUUUAAUCAAUUUGCUCACUGCUUAGUAAAGCAGAAAGAGUACUGUCAGUCUUCAUUGCGCAUUGCCUGAAAGGUAGUGCCAAAGUUUUAUACAUUUAAAUUGAAAUGAAAUAAGCUUUUGUUUGUAAUUAGGAGUUAUAGUUUGUAGUUGUAUACUUUUAAAGUAUCUGUAGGCACUUGGUAGGGAAAGAGUAAUGUGACCAGACACAUCACUGAAUAGGACUGUAGUAGCUCAGGCAGUGUUGAAAAUCUUCUGAGUAUUUGAACAUCCACAAAAGUCUACUCUACUCAAUAAGGGGAAAGAAAAACCUUUUUGUAAUAUUGAAAAUUACAAUAAAGAGUGGACCGUUGUCGUUAAUACCAGAAAUUAAGGUACUUUGAAUUUACAUUGCUACAAAAGGUUUGUUUUUUUAAGCUAUGUUCUGACUGUAUACAGCUUAGGUCACAGUUUAUUCAAAUCUAUUUCCGAUGUUUUCUGCUGUAUAGAAUACCACCUCAUGGACUAUUUCUGACAACUGUAUUUUGAUUCGGUGAAGUAUUAGAAUUCAAUUUUUUUUUGCUCAUUUACACAAAUUUGAAAUGUUGUUGCAUUCUUGGAAGUUUUUGGUUUGAACUUGCUCUUUAGGUAGUCCCAUAUUGUGGUGGUAAAAAGUGUAUCCAUGAGAACUAUGGAAGGUAGCACCUAGUGAAUUGUAGUAGCUUUACAUUUUUGGCUCUGGUUCUAGAAAAAGUUUUCAGUAUAAUCUAGUUUAUUGUAGAUGUGCAUGCAUUUAAUCAACUUUGGCAGUUAAUUGAUAUUGAAAAUAGGCCAGAAAUACAUGCACUCUGUGAAACAGAACCACAAUCACUAUCAAUAUGAUUUUCUACUGUUAAAACUGUUAUGGUGGUCCUAAAGAAUAUUGCAGACUAAGAAUAGGGACCAAAAGAACAAAUUUUUUUUGGGCAUUUGAAUGACAUGGGUCAAGAUUAUUGGUUAUAUGUACGAACUGUACAGAUGAAUUUAUGUAGAGUUUAUUUUUAGUUAUUUGUCCUACAGAUAGAAGUAUGAAAAACCAUUACAACCUUUACUCUAAUUUAACAAUGUAACAAAAAAAGGCAUUUAUAAAGCAACCAAGACAUUUAUUUGUAUGUUGGGCCAACAAAUGUAUGUAUAUUGCUUUUUAAAUUGUCCUAGUUAGCUUUCUGAAAUAAAUUCUCCUCUUUGCACUUCCUGAAAGAGGCAAUUGGGACUUGGAUGACCAAUAAUUGAUAAAGGGUUACUUACAAUUAGUCCAAAUACUUGUGCCUUGCUGGUGAACAACUCUUGUCAACCAGAUCUUAUUUCAUGAAACAUUUUCUGAUAGAAACAGCUAAUCCACAAGCUAUGAUCAUACUUGAUACAAAAGUAAUUGGUGGAAUUGAAUUGUGAGACCAUCUUCUGUUAUUUCUGAAAAUGUAAGGAGUUUAAGUCAAAAACAAAACUACUGACUCAAAUUUUGGUGAUCAUCACUACUGCUUUUUGAAUGUGAUCUAUACCAUUAUGGAUGUCAGUAAGUAGCUUAAUAAAACUGAAUUCUUAAAUUUUAA
This is a messenger RNA of Rhincodon typus (whale shark), 3163 nucleotides long. Its product is annotated as guanine nucleotide-binding protein G(i) subunit alpha-1. The record is from RefSeq and is a predicted model, not a curated record. The transcript has 10 exons. Gene Ontology annotation, cellular component: heterotrimeric G-protein complex. Bases 200 to 1108 code for a protein of 302 amino acids. NCBI's taxonomy places the organism in Eukaryota, Metazoa, Chordata, Chondrichthyes, Orectolobiformes, Rhincodontidae. Gene Ontology annotation, molecular function: GTP binding; GTPase activity; G-protein beta/gamma-subunit complex binding. Gene Ontology annotation, biological process: adenylate cyclase-modulating G protein-coupled receptor signaling pathway.